Messenger RNA from Penicillium salamii, 1533 nucleotides. The record is from the annotation of a GenBank genome assembly. NCBI's taxonomy places the organism in Eukaryota, Fungi, Ascomycota, Eurotiomycetes, Eurotiales, Aspergillaceae.
AUGUCGGUCGGAACGGGCGCUAAAACCGUUCGUACACGGAUCGGCGAAGGAACUCGGCAUCUUUUGAUCCCACGUCAUUCUCCGAUUCUCCCACUCACCUCCGACCUUCACGCGAAAAUGUCCUCUAAAUCCAGAUGGGCCGAGGAGGAUCCGGAAACAGAGGCAAUAAUUGCGCAACAAAAGCGCGAAAAAGAACAAAAGCGACGCGCCAAAGCGGAGAAACAGCGACAACUCGAGGAAGCUAAAGUCCAGCAAGCUCGACAGGAUGUAAACAACACGCAAGCCCCCAAUGGCGACUCAGGCCCUCCCACAAAGCGACGGAGACUCUCCAAUGAUGCGACCUCGUCGAAUGCCGUGGUAGCCAAGAUCGAUGCUGAAGAGAAGGCGCAACCAUCUUUGCUCCGCUUCCCGAUGGGGGAAUGGGGGCCCUGCAGGCAUGUGGAUAACUUCGAACGCCUGAACCAUAUUGAAGAGGGCUCCUAUGGAUGGGUGUCGCGCGCGAAGGAUAUUUCCACGGGAGAAGUUGUUGCCCUGAAGAAGCUGAAGCUGGAGAACUCGCCGGACGGGUUCCCAGUCACAGGGUUGCGGGAAAUCCAGACCCUCAUGGAGGCGCGGCACCAGAAUGUUGUAUAUCUGCGAGAGGUGGUGAUGGGCAACAAAAUGGACGACGUAUAUCUAGUGAUGGAUUUCCACGAACAUGACCUCAAAGCCCUUCUAGACGAAAUGCGCGAACCUUUCCUUCCAUCCGAGAUCAAGACUGUUCUUCUGCAAGUCGUUGGUGGACUUGAAUUCCUCCACUCACAGUGGAUCAUGCACCGCGAUCUCAAAACUUCGAAUCUCUUGAUGAACAACCGCGGUGAACUCAAGAUCGCCGAUUUUGGAAUGGCACGCUACUACGGUGACCCACCACCUAAGCUUACCCAGCUCGUGGUUACUCUCUGGUACCGUUCUCCAGAGCUACUCCUGGGCGCAGACAAAUACGGCACGGAGAUCGACAUGUGGAGCAUUGGAUGUAUCUUCGGCGAGCUUCUUACGAAGGAGCCCCUUCUACAGGGCAAGAACGAAGUCGACCAAGUAUCCAAGAUCUUUGCCUUGACUGGUCCACCCAACUCACAGACCUGGCCUGGCUUCCGGUCAUUGCCCAACGCCAAAUCUUUACGGCUCCCAUCUUCCUCAGCACCCACAUCCGCAAGCAACCCACCUCUACUGCCUCGCUCGCAAUUCCCAUACCUCACCAACGCCGGGUUGGGCCUCUUGUCCGAGCUCCUGGCAUUGAACCCUGCAUCUCGACCGACGGCGAGACAAUGCCUGGAGCAUCCAUACUUCCGCGAAGACCCACGUCCAAAACCGCGUGAGAUGUUCCCUACCUUCCCAUCUAAGGCUGGUAUGGAGAAACGUAGACGACACCACACACCUGAAGCUCCCAAGCGGGGUCAAGAGGCACCAGAGCUGGACUUUGCGGGCGUCUUUGGAGGUGCCCCAGGUGGAGAUGCGGGCGAGGCAGGAGCUGGAUUUACUCUCCGAUUAGGAUAG